UCGUCAUACAGCCCGAGUAUUCGAUAUAUUAUAUCGUUUCGCGCUUCGCAGCACUUUUUCCUCGAACUCGGCACGAGCAUACGUGUGCGCAAGAAAGAAAAAGAAGAAGAAGAAGAAGGAAUCCGUCGUCAAAUGUCGCCGUUAAUUUUUUCCAUCUUUCUCGUCCAUCAGCUGUUCAUACUAACGAAUCCAGUCUCGGCGAUACUCAACGGUGACGAGGCGCCUCACGAGGAGUUCGCCUACGCCGUGAGCAUUCAGGACACUCACGGCCGCAAUCUCUGCGCCGGCACCCUCAUCGCAUUGCGCUACGUCCUCACCGCCGCGCACUGCGUCACCAACGCCGACGGCUCCGUGGUCCAUCUGCCCUAUCGCGUGUUCGCCGGCGCGGCCGAUCUCGACUCCAAGAGCUCGAACGUGGCCGUCUCCUCGGUGUCGCGCAUCUACGUGCCCAAGGCGUUCAAGCGACGCGAGCAGUCGGGCGGCUCGUAUCACCAGGCCGAUCUGGCCGUGCUCAAGCUGAAAAUCCCCAUGACGAAUCGCGUGAGACUGGCUCGAAUCGCGGACAACGAGCGGGCGCCCGGUGCCGGGGCGAUCGGUCGCGUGGCGGGCUACGGGGCAUUCGACGUGCGCAGGGAACGCGACCCCGAGACCGGCGAGCAGAGGUUGCACGAGGUCGGCCCGAGGAAUCGUCGACUGCGCUUUUUGUCGCACUGGGUGACGACGCAGCGCAGCUGCUCGUCGUUCUAUCCCGAGAUGGAGCAAGAUCCAAAUGUGUUCUGCGCCAAGUCGAUGCCGGCCGGUCUGUUCGAUCGUAAGGGCGUCUGCGUGGGUGAUCACGGCGCGGCGCUGGUCGACAAGCACAACGAGAUCCUGGGCGUCUGGUCGCAGGGCCCGGACGACUGCAACGACACGGACGGCCACGCGAUCUACACGCGCGUCUCGGUGUAUCGCGAUCUGAUCGAUCGCGCCGAGGCCGACCGCCACGAGGGCCUCGACGUCUGGAAGUACAACAAGCAGACGAGGACCUACGUCAAGUUGAGCAAAUGAUGAUUUGAAAAAUGAUAUAUAUAUAUAUAUACAUAUAU
Trichogramma pretiosum is the source of this 1085-nucleotide messenger RNA. Its product is annotated as trypsin-like. The record is from RefSeq and is a predicted model, not a curated record. Gene Ontology annotation, biological process: proteolysis. NCBI's taxonomy places the organism in Eukaryota, Metazoa, Arthropoda, Insecta, Hymenoptera, Trichogrammatidae. The coding region runs from base 133 to 1047 and encodes 304 amino acids. The transcript has 3 exons. Gene Ontology annotation, molecular function: serine-type endopeptidase activity.